GAGCAGCCGAAGUCUCUCCUUCCGGGACAGCAGCUCAGCAGCUUUUCUUAGUAAGUUAGAUGAAUGGGCCAGACCGUCCAAACCCAGACAAAGCUAUUGAGUUUCACAAGGGGACACCUGGGGAAAGCAUGUCCCUGGACUGAAUUGGCUUCUUCAGACAUGACAUUGGGAAAAUCAGUAAGUCAUGCUCUUUCCUUUGAAUUCCUAGCUCCUGUGGUCUUCAGAUUCUGGCACAAGAUGAAAGCGUCUGGUCUUCCCAUCUGCCUUCUCUCUGCUGUGUUUUAUCUCUUCUGGACACCUUCUGCUGGGCUGAAGACACUCCAUUUGGGAAGUUGUGUGAUCACCACAAACCUUCAGGCAAUGCGAAAUGGGUUUUCUGAGAUACGGGACAGUGUGCAAGCCAAAGAUGAAAUCACUGACAUCAGAAUCUUGAGGAAGACUGAGUCUUUGCAAGACACCAAGCCUGCAGAUCAGUGCUGCCUCCUCCGCCAUGUACUGAGACUGUACCUGGACAGGGUUUUCAAAAACUAUCAGACGCCUGACCACCAUAUCCUCCGGAAGACCAGCAGUCUUGCCAACUCUUUUCUUACCAUCAAGAAGGAACUCCGGCUCUGCCAUGCCCACAUGACAUGCCCUUGUGGGGAGGAAGCAGCGGAGAAAUACAGCCAGAUUCUGAGUCACUUCGAAGAGGUAUAUGCAAUUUGGGCCUCAGUAGGGAUGGGUGUGUUUUUAGAACUGAGAUCACAACUGGGUGGGAUAGACAUUCAUACCGGUAGAAAUCCUGUAGUCCUCAACAAUUGCCCUCUGAGGUCAUGUGGACCAUCCCUCUGCUUUAACCCAGGGGACACCCAUCCAGGCUCUAGAAGGGUGUUGUCUCUGGAAGACGCUCUGGGAUUAAAGAGGGGAUGGCCUUAAUUCCAUCAAGUCACUCCAGAGACAUCUGUGCCUUCCAGCUGUACAAACAAGAAGCAGUAGUUUUCCAACAUUACACACUUAUACGUACCCUCAAAAACAGUCACAAUUUCACACACGCCCAUGCCAUGCUGUUCCUCACCUUGGUGCCUUUGCACAUCUGCCAGGAAGGCUUGAAGUCCACUCCUCACUGACUAAUUCCUACUCAUCCUUUAAGACUCACCCUAAGCAUCACCUCCAGGAAGGUACUGACUAUGUCUCUCAGAGGUAGGUGCCUCUUCUGUCAUCCUGUGGAGACUCCAUCCUC
Messenger RNA from Acinonyx jubatus (cheetah), 1219 nucleotides. RefSeq names its product interleukin 20 (gene IL20). Gene Ontology annotation, molecular function: signaling receptor binding. Lineage: Eukaryota; Metazoa; Chordata; Mammalia; Carnivora; Felidae. The record is from RefSeq and is a predicted model, not a curated record. Bases 64 to 915 code for a protein of 283 amino acids. The transcript has 4 exons.